GCCAUUAAGUCAUAGUGGAAAAAUGUGCUAGUAAUAAUAGUAGUAGUAGUAAACCACCGCGAAAAUGGGAACUGUGUUGAGUUUUUCGCCCAGGGAGCGACGGCCCGUUUACACCACGAGUUCUUCCACGGGAGACUUCACCCUGAACAACGUCUCCUACGAACAGUUGAACAACGUGAAGAACCGCGAGAGCAAGACGAACAUCAGCAUAACGAACUCCAACAACCACAACCUCUGCAACAACAUCAACAACAAUGAAAACGCGAGGAUCAUUUCUGAAAAGAACGCGUUGGAGAAGAACUUGAAAAAGCACUCGCUCUUCAUCAACGCCUUGUCAUGGAAGCGGUUCUCCACCACGAACAACAACAAGAAGAAGCUGGAGAACAACAAGAACAAGAACAUCACGGUGUACAGGCAGCCCUUGGUCGACAACAUGCACCCCGUCAUAGACAAAAACAAAAACAUCCACCAAAACAAAAACGGUUCGUUCUACUCGAAUUCGAAGAGCUCCUCAGCCCUAGCCUUAGACAUUGUUAGAGUUAAUAACGCCAACAACAAUACUAACAAUCACGUUAAUUGCGAUAAAGUAGGUAAUAAACAGGCUCUCCUGAGCCAGAAUCUCAACUCCCAAAAUCAGGUCGUCCCUGUGGCUGCCCCAAAGAAGACUGUUAUUCAAGCUUCCACUUCAGAGCUGCUGAAGUGCCUGGGGAUGUUUCUACACGCCAAAUGCUACAAGCUGAGGGAUUUUCAAGCCGGGGACGCUGUAAUGUGGCUCAGGACAGUCGAUAGAAGUCUGCUUCUGCAGGGAUGGCAGGACGUCGCCUUCAUCAAUCCAGCCAACGUAGUUUUCGUAUACAUGCUGGUUCGGGACCUCGUCAGAUCCGACAUCGACUGCGAGCAGGACCUCCAAGCAGUAGUCCUCACCUGCCUCUACCUCUCCUACUCGUACAUGGGCAACGAGAUCUCAUAUCCCCUGAAGCCAUUCCUCGUGGAAGACUCCAAAGAAAAGUUCUGGGACAGGUGUUUAGACAUAGUUGACAGACUCUCCCCCAACAUGUUGAGAAUCAACGCAGAACCAGGGUACUUCACUGAAAUUUUCACCGAACUUAAAGGUUGUGGUAUUGGCAACAUCGUGGCCAACAACAUGGCAACGAUGGCCAGCCAGACGGUACCGGUAGUGUCCUGUAAUACCGGUUCGACCACGCCUGCUUGACGUAGGGAAGUGACAGUAGUGAAAUUGAGCUUGGCAGAAAUGCCUACGAUACCUUGUGAAGUUUGAAUAACGUUUUUUAUCUUCCAAAUAGUUACUCGAUUCAAUCGAAGAGCUCGGGUGUUGCUUGGCAAAUUUGUCGUGUUUCGUGUGCCAAAGUUAGUAGUAGCAAAAUGUUUCCGCGUACGGGAAAUUUAGACGAGUUCUAGGAGCCGUGACAUGACAAAUUUGUUGGGGUACCACUUGGGUUAAUUGUCAAAGACGGAGGGUUUUGAUUGAUGUGUGUUUGCAGUGAAUGCGAAUACUUGGCGUGACACCAUUUCUAGCCACAAUCCAUUACGGUUUCAUGAAUUCUCCAAAGGGCGAGAGAAACAGGAAUAGAAGGAGAACAUAAGUGAUUAAUUUAUAGGGUUGAAGCAGUGAGCAUACAUUUUGGUGUUGAAAUGAGACGCCUAAGAUACAAUAUAUUUGGUCUGUGUCAUGGGGAUAUCGCGAAACAUAGGAUGCUUAGAGCAAAAUUGCUUCAUUCAGAGAUCAUUGACACGGCGUUGAA
Molecule: messenger RNA, 1763 nt
Organism: Leptinotarsa decemlineata (Colorado potato beetle)
Lineage: Eukaryota; Metazoa; Arthropoda; Insecta; Coleoptera; Chrysomelidae
Gene: Cdk5alpha
Product: Cdk5 activator-like protein
Biological process (GO): axon guidance
Cellular component (GO): protein kinase 5 complex; cytoplasm; growth cone
Molecular function (GO): cyclin-dependent protein serine/threonine kinase activator activity; protein kinase binding
Source: RefSeq, a predicted model, not a curated record